This is a messenger RNA of Tremella mesenterica DSM 1558, 1381 nucleotides long. RefSeq lists its product as uncharacterized. The record is from RefSeq and is a predicted model, not a curated record. Gene Ontology annotation, molecular function: homoserine dehydrogenase activity; NADP binding; aspartate kinase activity. The transcript is spliced from 4 exons. Gene Ontology annotation, biological process: aspartate family amino acid biosynthetic process; L-homoserine biosynthetic process. NCBI's taxonomy places the organism in Eukaryota, Fungi, Basidiomycota, Tremellomycetes, Tremellales, Tremellaceae. Bases 23 to 1141 code for a protein of 372 amino acids.
CACCAAGAAAACACUCCCGACCAUGUCCACCCCCAUCCCCGUCGCACUCAUAGGUCUCGGAGGAGUAGGCCGUUCCAUCCUCUCUCAACUUCUCUCACCAAUUUUAUCCGAAAAAUUCACUUUGGUACUCAUCGCAAACUCCCGUCUUUCCUUAUCUCUCCCACUAGCAGCCCCUCUAACACUCACCAAUCAUUUACCAAUCUUAGAACAACAUGGUACACCAUUAGAUCUACCAUCUAUCAUUUCGAUACUAAGCACUCAUCCUUCCUCUCGAUCAAAAGGAAGUAUUUUAAUAGAUUCCACUGGAUCAGAUUCUUUACCUGGAAUGUAUUCUCAAAUCUUAAGUAUGGGAAUAAACAUUGUCACUCCUAAUAAGAAAGCCGCUUCUGGAUCUUUAUCGUCAUGGGAAAAUAUACAAAAAGUUUGUUGGCCAAUUGGUAAAGCUAUUUAUUAUGGUGAAAGUACAGUAGGAGCUGGAUUACCGAUUUUGAGUACUUUGAAAGAUUUAGUUGAAACGGGUGAUGAGAUACAAAAGAUCGAAGGUGUUUUCAGUGGGACUUUAAGUUAUAUUUUUAAUCAAUUUAGUACUGUUGAAAUUAGUAAUGUGAAGUUUUCAGAGGUGGUGAAGAUCGCAAAGGAAAAAGGAUAUACCGAACCAGAUCCAAGAGAUGAUUUAUCAGGUACAGACGUAGCUCGUAAACUUACGAUCUUAUCAAGACUAGUACCAACUUCUCCAAUUUUAAUCGAAGGUUACGCUUCAGUACCAACUCAAUCUCUGGUUCCUUCAGUAUUGCAGGACGCGAAUACGAAAGAAGAUUAUUUACAAAGGUUAGAAGAAGGUGAUGAGUAUUUUGAUAAAAUUCGUAAAGAAGCGGAAAAUGAAGGGAUGGUAAUUAGGUAUGUUGGGGUGGUUGAUAUUGUUGAAGGAAAAGUAGAAGCAAAAUUGGCAAAAUAUCCAAAAGAUCACGCUUUUGCAACUUCAUUAAAAGGAAGUGAUAAUAUCAUCUCUUUUCAUACCAAACGUUAUUCACCUAGACCACUCAUAAUCCAAGGUGCUGGAGCAGGAGCGGAUGUUACAGCUAUGGGAGUGACUAGUGAUAUGUUGAAGAUAUACGAACGUUUGUGUACUGUACGGAUUUAACUUGUCUUUCUGUUACCUACCCCUUCCACCUUCUUCAUCUUCAUCCAAUCAACCUUAUCCGUGAAACCCACCAUAUUCCUUACUACUCCCAUCAUUUCAACAGAAUACAAUUUCAUCUCUCUCCUCCUUGUUCCUACCCACAUCACAUCAGAAGAAGGAUAAUGUGAGAGAGGAAAGCAACGUGCCAAAUAGACAUUGAACGGAAAUUGAAAAUAUAUGCAUGUGAACAUCUAUGUAUAU